Molecule: messenger RNA, 330 nt
Organism: Lachancea dasiensis
Lineage: Eukaryota; Fungi; Ascomycota; Saccharomycetes; Saccharomycetales; Saccharomycetaceae
Source: the annotation of a GenBank genome assembly
AUGUCAUCCUCAGUACCCUAUGAUCCAUACAUUCCUGCCGAAGAGUCGCAAUCUCAGACGAAAGCAGCUGCUCUGAAAGCUGAAAUUGAUGAUACUGUCGGUAUCAUGAGAGAUAACAUCAAUAAGGUUGCAGAGCGUGGUGAAAGGCUCACGUCUAUUGAAGACAAAGCCGAUAACUUGGCCGUUUCCGCGCAGGGCUUCAAAAGAGGCGCAAACAGAGUAAGAAAGCAAAUGUGGUGGAAGGACUUGAAAAUGAGGCUUUGUCUUGUUCUCGUCGUAAUCAUCCUUUUGGUGGUUAUCAUUGUUCCGAUCGCCGUCCAUUUUAGCUGA